UCUUGGUUCCACUUUGCCAGUUCUGCGUGUUGUGACUUGUUGUCUUCAUGAAAAUCCUGUCAAGUUUUUACUGGUGAACGAAACACUUCAUUGUGAAUUGUUAGAAUAAUUCUUGAGCAGCGCCAUGUCGCUCGUGCCGAGACCCCGCCAGGAUUGCAGCGAGAAACAGUUGGGGAAGCUGUCGUUAUCCGACACGAAGCUGCCGUUUCGUCACCAGGAGUUCUCUGGCCGUAGUUCUCUGGGCAACAAGAACAUGUCGUCGUUGGAAGGGGAGCAUAACGCUAACGCUGUGGCGCGACACUUCUCGGGUGGAUUCGGGCUUCUGCAGGCAGGGAAUGUAGCGGAGAAUCUGGUGGCGGCCUUCCUGGGCGCCCACCGGCGCGUGCUGCAGAAGGUGCGGAUUCUGCCGAAUGCGCAGCAGCUGUUGGACGUCUGCGAGGGCUACCGGGGGGACGUCUUCGCCUUGCUGGCCGGCCGGUUCCUCCCCAGUUUGCCUUCUAUGUGGACAACGGCGGCCGCACCAUCCUUCGCUCCGGCCUUCCCCGGCCUGGAUUUCUCACUGCGUAAUAAUUUUGGUACGGAAUGUUGGGUCAUUGCCGUAAACAGCGGUUUGUAA
Paramacrobiotus metropolitanus is the source of this 616-nucleotide messenger RNA. RefSeq lists its product as uncharacterized. The transcript is spliced from 4 exons. NCBI's taxonomy places the organism in Eukaryota, Metazoa, Tardigrada, Eutardigrada, Parachela, Macrobiotidae. The record is from RefSeq and is a predicted model, not a curated record. Bases 125 to 616 code for a protein of 163 amino acids.